AACCGGAUGACGCCCAGUCACUCGUCCGAUACCUCACAUACAGUAACCAGUUCCAGACGGAGGGCAUCGUGGCCACGACAUCAACCUGGAUGAAGAACGAAACUGACCCAGAGGCCAUGUACGACAUCAUCGAUGCAUAUGAGAAGGUCGUCGACAAUCUGAAUCACCAUGCGCCAGCGGAUUCCCAGUACCCAUCUGCAGAACAUAUGCGGAGUCUAGUCCGUGCAGGGUCUCCGGUAUAUCCCCUAAGGUUCUCAUGACCCCACUUCACAUCUACUAACAGUACCAACAGCUCUUCGGUAUGGCCGCCCUAGCCCCCAACGUCACCUUCAGCGCCGGGGCCGAACUCCUCCUCGACCGCAUUCAAGCCACAACAAACAGCAGCUCCCCUCUCUGGGUCCUCGCCUGGGGCGGCACCAACGUCCUCGCGCAAGCCCUCGUCAAACUCCACAAGGACAACUCCCCAGAAAAAGCUGCCGCCCUCCGACAGAACCUCCGCAUCUACACCAUCUCCGACCAGGACGACACAGGCGCCUGGCUGCGCCAACAGUGGCCAGACCUGUUUUGGAUCAACUCCAUCCACGGCUGGAACCAGUACAGCAUGUCCACCUGGGUCGGGAUAUCGGGCGAUGAAUUCUACGGUGUCGACAAGGGCGGCCCAAACAGCACCCUGGUAAGCAAGGCCUGGAUCAAAGAGAACCUCCAAAUCGGGACCUUGGGUGCCGCAUACCCGGACGUGGCGUUUACCAUGGAAGGAGAUACACCGUCAUUUCUUUAUCUCAUCCAGAAUGGACUGGGGGUGUCGGAGCACCCCGAAUAUGGGUCAUGGGGCGGUCGAUAUCAGUUGGUGACUCCCAAUCAACAUGGGCUAGGUUUCCGACAUUAUGCGGACGUGCAGGACCAGGUGGUGGGUCUUAAUGGUGAUACGUUCAAGUCGAAUAAGGCGACAAUUUGGCGGUGGCGAGAUGCAUAUCAGCAUGAUUUUGCGGCGCGCAUGCGCUGGACGCUGACCGAUGAUGUGACGAAGGCCAAUCACCAUCCUCUUGUGAAAGUUAAUGGGAGUUCGGGCUUGGAGCCGGUCGAUGUUUAUGGGGUUGCUGGCUCGGAGGUUAUUGUAGAUGCUGGCGAGUCAGUAGAUCCGGAUGGGGACGAGUUGACCUUCAACUGGAUUUAUUAUCCUGAGCCCAGUACCCUCAACGGGGCCCCGGAUGUGAACGUUACAACUUUUGGGUCGCGUGGUGAACGUGCCAGGCUGCCGGUUCCGGUUAUCAAUAGGACCUGCGAAGUAGGUAUCGAGCAUUGUGAUCUGUUCCAUUUCAUUCUGGAGGUUAAGGAUUCGGGCUCGCCGCCGUUGACUACCUAUCGUAGGAUCUUGCUGCAUGUUACUAAGUCUGGCUCCCAGUAGCCCCGGGCACACAUUGCUAUACACUAUAGAUGAAUGAUACGAGUUUGAUUGUUCUUUAGCGAGAUGAUAUGCUCGUGAGUGAGUGUAGCAUUGGUAUCGUGU
Molecule: messenger RNA, 1507 nt
Organism: Aspergillus pseudonomiae
Lineage: Eukaryota; Fungi; Ascomycota; Eurotiomycetes; Eurotiales; Aspergillaceae
Exons: 1
Coding region: 302-1405 (367 amino acids)
Molecular function (GO): hydrolase activity, hydrolyzing N-glycosyl compounds
Source: RefSeq, a predicted model, not a curated record